CAGCGGGCGGCGGACAGGGCGCGCGCGGACCGGCCUGUGACCAGGGCACCGCGCCGGCCCGGUGACCGGGGUGACCGGCCCAGCAGGGAGCGCGCCCGGACGGACGGACGGACGGCCGCCGGCACCCCCGGGAGCGGCGCCGCUCGGCAGGGGCCGUCCCCGCGCCGCCUCCCGGACAGUGCAAGGCGCGCGUCGCACGUGCGCCGGCGCAGCCGCCGCGCGCCGGGCCGCCCAAAAUACGUGGCUGACGGCGAGGGGCCGGCCGUUGGUUGGCCGCUGGGACGCCUCACGUGCCCGGCGGGCCGCCUCCAGUUGGCAGCAGGGCCUGUUUGGGUCGGGGACGUGUGCCCGCGGCCGCCGCCAACUCGCAGUCGUGCCAACGGCCACCACGUGAGGCGACCCGGCGGCGACCUGACCCGACCCGACCUGGCUGUACCGGGUGGCCGCUGACGGCCCGUGAGACUUGUGACGCCGCCGACCGACUGCUCUCUUCGCCACCACCAUGACGCUGCCGGCCAACAUGCUGCAGAGCCAGGUCGGCAACUUCAACAUGAUACGGGAUGAGUUUCACCCGUUCAUCGAGGCGCUGCUGCCUCACGUCAAGGCCUUCUCCUACACAUGGUUCAAUCUGCAGGCUGCCAAACGCAAGUACUUCAAAAAGCACGAGAAGCGAAUGAGUCUCGAAGAGGAACGCCGCUGUAAAGAAGAACUGCAGAGUGAGAAGGCCGAGGUGAAGCAGAAGUGGGCGUCUCGGCUCCUCGGCAAACUCCGGAAAGACAUCACCCAGGAGUGCCGCGAGGACUUUGUUCUCUCCGUCACCGGUAAAAAGCCAGCCAUGUGCGUGCUGUCCAACCCCGACCAGAAGGGCAAGAUGCGCCGCAUUGACUGCCUGAGGCAGGCGGACAAGGUAUGGCGGCUGGACCUGGUCAUGGUGAUCCUCUUCAAGGCGAUCCCCCUCGAGUCGACGGACGGCGAGCGGCUGGAGAAGUCGCCCGACUGCAUGCACCCGCAGCUGUGCGUCAACCCGUACCACAUCAACAUCUCGGUGCGCGAGCUCGACCUCUACCUGGCCAACUACGUGCACCGGCCCGACAGCAUCCCGGGUAACACGUGCGAGGGCUCAGAGCUGGAGAACGACGACCGGUUCGUCAGCAAAGGCCACCACCACCACCACCACAACCACCACCACCCAGCCAUGUACCUGCAGCAGUGGCCGGGCGCCGACUUCAGCGGCUGCUUCCACUACGGUCACUACAACCACAACCCGUACACCGGCGUGCUUCCCAACGACACCGUUAUGACCACGGGCGUCUUCUCGUCGGCAGAACUGUGGCGACUCUCCAAAGGUUCAAUUGUCUCGCCGAACGGGAUCAGUCCGGCCACGCUCACCACCAUCAAGGUGGAGAACUCGUCGGUCAACUACUACUGCAGCAGCUACACGCCGCCGGCGCCUGACCACCACGGCAUGCUCGUCUCGGGCGCAUACUCCGGCGGGGGUACGCUGGCGAUGCCGCGCGCCUCGCACAGUCCUGCUGCCGAGCCGCGCGUCAAACGGAUGCGCCGGCUCAGCUCUGACGAGGAGCGCGAGCGGCAGGCUGAGAUCGGCUACUACGGCCAGUCGCCCGUCUCGCUGGCCUCGCAGGGCUCAUGGCAUGCCGACGUCGACCACGGCACGCUGGCGGGCGCCGCCCUUCCCCUCGUGCGCACCCCCUCGUCGGAGUCCUCUGGUCAGGAGCACCGCCAGGCCGGCAGUCCGCAUCACAGAGAAGCCGGUCUGUCCAACAUGAUACUGCCGAGCGCCAGUUACUACCAGGAGGGCGAGCAGCACAGCCCCGGCAAGUACCAGGAGAACGGCCACGACACAUUCUCAGACUUUGUAACGCUGGUCUGUCAGGAGGCGCAGAACACGCAGCCCCAGACGUGGAAGUCGUCUACGAUAACCAAAUCUAACGACGCCAGCCGACUGCAGUGGAAAGAAGGCAAGGCGUCCGUCCCGACUGGCAGCGUGUCAGUGACUACCGGGGCCGGCACAGGCCGCGCGCAGCACAAGUACUACAACACUAGUAUGCUGCCGCCGCCGCCUCCGCCGCCCAUGGCGCGGCCGGUGGCCAUCAUACGCUCCACAGCGGACGUGAACUGCGGCGCGGACGCCUCGCCGCCGUCCGCCCACGCCGUCUCCCCGCACGCCGUCUCCGUCGUCAUGGAGACGGACGCCGCGGGCGCCGAGCGGAUGACCUCUCCGCCGACCAGCUCUGCGGGCCAGGCAGCCAGCCCGGAGCCGGCCGGCCGGCGCGCCAGCCCCGUCAUCACGCUGGUUCAGCACGCGGUGACGGGCCAGUUGUACACGUACGCCAGUAUCGCCGGCUCCGUGAGCCCCACCAGCAUGGCGCUGUACACGUCGCCGCCGCGCUCAGCCGCCAGCAGUGUGGUGCGCAUGUCCACCUCGGCGGCGGCGGGCGGCGGCGGCGGCGGCGGCGCGGCCGGCGCCGGCACCGGCUCCGGCGCCAGCCGCUGGAACCAGCACUUCAUCCUGGAGGAGAACGUCGACUACGGCAUGAUGCAGAGCCUGCUGCCGGCGGCCGGCGGCGCCGACGUACCCGCCGGCAUCAUCGACGAUGACCGGUACUUCAGCUCUGUGGUACACACCGGCGACGGCAUCGAGUCGACGGCCAGCUCGGCGACGGCCACCGUGGUGGUGCCCUCGCCGUCCAGCCAGCCGCCCGGCUCGCCCAGCGCCAAGUCGCAGCCGUGAGGCGGCUCUAGUCAGCGCGGCGCGUGCACCGAGGGAGGGCGGCCAGCGGCGGCGGGCCGGCGGCGCCGCGCGUACUGAGAGCGCUACCUGCGUGACACACUCACUCACACACACUGCGGUUCUAGUCGUUUUGUUCAGGCUGGCGAACGUUUGAGUCGGGGCCGCCGCCCCAUUCUGUGAUACGCGUUACUAGCGGAGAGUUUCGUUCGCCUCUGCAUGACGGGCGAAGAGCGCGCGCCGUCGAGAAGGUCGCCCGCCGCCCGGCCCCGCCACCGCCGCCGCCGCCGCCGCCGGAGCAGCAGCAGCAGCAGCAGCCGGCCGAGCGGAGGCCGCCCGCCGCCGCCGCAGCCGCCCCAGUUAGGACGUAUAGCGUGAGGAAUGCUAGGUCUUUCAGGCACUAGAGUAGCCGACAUAGUUGCCUUGUCUCAUUAUGCAAUAGUCGACUGUGUGGGUAGGUCGUGUUGUGAGUGGUGACAUAGAGAGAGGUCGGUACGCGCGCGACGCCAGAGGCCCAGUUUGCCGCAGCUAAUCAGUAACACCUGCGAGCGCGCGUGGACGUGCAGUCCCGGUACUCAUCUGGUCGGCGCUGAGCGGGGGUCGGGUGGCACGGCCGCCCGUGUGUUGGUCAGUCCAGUGGAGCCGACUGUCGGCCGCCUGCGCGAGCGGCCCGCCUGCCUUGGUGCCGCCAAACCCAGCCGGGCUCGCCGGCUAGCGCUCUUCCGCAACGUGGCCCGCUACAAGCAAUAAGAUGACCAAAAAUGGGCGCGGCCGGGCGAGGCAGCGCCCCUGCCUGGCUCGCCCGUUUCGGCCACGCCAUUGAUACGUCCCAUUGUGUACAUAUGCCGAGCGCUGACCUGCGGUUGUUGACAAGGACCUAGCGUAGUCUUCCCGUGUGGUGCCGUCAUGUUAUAUAUACCUACAUAUAUACUUAUUUAUAGUCCGAAUCGUGAUGACUAACUCCAUUUUUGAUAUACACGGAUUGGCGGGCCGGCCAGCCGCGGAUCCCCGGCAGGGCGGCUGGCUGCGGCGCCCCCUUCCGGACCAUACACCCGGCGAGGAGGCGGCCGAGCGCCCGCCCCGGCCCGGCCCUCCCCGGCUCGCGCUGUUUUUAUUUAUCAUUGCUCUGUGUACGUGGUGUGUUUUCUGUGUUUGAGAGCUGACGCCGGGGCCGGACGGUGUGCCGGCGCCGCUGCCGGCGCAGGCUCGCGAGCUGCCGUCCGUGCCCGCCGGCGCCACCCCGGCGCUCCGGGCAUUCUGUUGAAAUUGUUUUCGUUAUACACUGUGUGUGUAAACUGUUUUGCCAACAUAUUUUUAGUUUCUUUUGGUACUGAAAAUUUAGCUUUAAAUAAUUGACAAACAUACGAAGAAUGCGGAAUACACAAUAAAAACCA
This is a messenger RNA of Amphibalanus amphitrite, 4143 nucleotides long. RefSeq names its product nuclear factor 1 X-type-like (gene NfI). Gene Ontology annotation, cellular component: nucleus. Gene Ontology annotation, molecular function: DNA-binding transcription factor activity, RNA polymerase II-specific; RNA polymerase II cis-regulatory region sequence-specific DNA binding. Gene Ontology annotation, biological process: regulation of transcription by RNA polymerase II. Lineage: Eukaryota; Metazoa; Arthropoda; Thecostraca; Balanomorpha; Balanidae. The transcript is spliced from 18 exons. The record is from RefSeq and is a predicted model, not a curated record. Bases 503 to 2752 code for a protein of 749 amino acids.